AGCAUCCGAAUGCGUCCAAAUCAUCUUCGGGGUGGUUGCAAAAUCCUCUGCACUUGCAGCUUUGGCUGAGCAGGGCAGAGCUGGGCGGAAUGCAAUGCAUUGGUGAAUGGAGUUGUAUCCUAUCCCCAAGAAAGUAAUAGUAAAGUGGGGAAGUGGCAAGUGGGUGGAUAGUUGGUGCCCUGUGUGUGAGUUAUUCGCCGGUCCAGGUAGGGCCAGGAGAGGAGGAUGCUCAACAAGCGAAACGCCGGCAAAAGCAGCUACAGCCCUUACACCACGGGGCUGCGGGGCAAGAAAGACAGGUCUAAAGCGGGGCUGGACGCGCUGCCUAACCGACCAAAGGUAUGGCUCACGGAGCUGCCUCGUAAAGAUGCUGUCGAGGUAUCGGUCUCACAAGCCGGCUCUUUGUCUGAACUAUCUGCUGGGAACACCUCCUUGACCAAGCUCAGUUCUAGUCCGAGUGGUGUCAACACUCUCAAGAGGCCCGCCACCCUGAGCAGACACUCCAGUGCUGCGGCUUUCACAAUCGGCACCACCAGGACGUGGGGAGGCAACAAAGGGUACAAGACCCCUGGCGCUGGCAGUUCAGAUAGCAGCGAGGGCCUCGAGGUGGAGGAGAUCACCCAUCUACUGCGGGACGUGGCCAGGUUCGCAGAGACGGUGGAGAAACUGAAGGACAUUGUCUUAGAAGAGAAAACCGACACGCGGCGACCAGUGGCCCACGAGUGUCUCGGGGAGGUGCUGAGGGUCCUGCGGCUGGUCAUCAACAAAUAUCCACUGCUGAACACCGUGGAGACGCUCACGGCCGCGGGGACUUUGAUUUCCAAAGUGAAAGGCUUCCAUUACGAAUCCAACAAUGAAAAUGAUAAAAAGGAGUUUGAGAAGGCAAUUGAAACAAUGGCCGUGGCCUUUAGCAGCAAUGUGUCGGAAUUCCUCAUGGGUGAGGUGGACAGCAGCACUCUGUUAUCAUUGCCACCAGCGGACAAGUGCAGGUCGAUGGAGAAUCUGUGUGGCGGGAUUGCUGGACAGGGUGAUGCUGUGCUAAUGAAAGAUCAGUACAGCGAUGCAGGCUGCCCGUCCACGGAAGAAGUGGACAUCAUUCUUCAGCGGUCGGAGGGUGGCGUCGAAGCCGCUUUGCAAUACGCCAAGACCGUCUCCAAGUACAUGAAGGAUCUCAUUACCUACCUGGAAAAGAGGACAACUUUGGAACUGGACUUUGCCAAAGGUCUGACCAAAAUGAUCAAUACGUGUAGGCAGGCUAUCACUCACGAGCAUCACGUGCCAUUUCUGUCGAUCUAUUCACUGGCACUGGAGCAAGACAUUGACUACGGACAGAGUGUGAUGCAGGGAGUUAACAUUCUCCAGAAUCAAACCUUUCUCCAGCCGCUGGCUGGAAGAAGAUUGGAUCACGAGAAGCGCAGAAAAGAAAUUAAAGAGCAGUGGCAUCGAGCGCAGCGGAAACUGCAAGAAGCUGAGUCCAACUUGAGGAAGGCAAAGCAGGCGUACAUGCAGCGCUCGGAGGAGCACGAGAAGGCAAAGCUGCUGACGGUGAAGGCGGAGGAGGACCAGCAGAGUGCCAGCAGCAGCAACACCAGCAAGACUCUGGACAAGAAGAGAAAGAUGAAGGAAGAUGCACGUAAUAAGGCAGACGAAGCAGAAGCAACAUACAGAACCUGCAUCGCAGACGCCAAGACGCAAAAGCAGGAGCUGGAGGACGUGAAAGUGAACGUGCUGCGACAGAUCCAGGAGGUCAUCAGGCAGAGCGACCAGACGUUGAAAUCGGCCACCAUCUCCUACUUCCAGAUGAUGCACAUGCAGACCGCGCCGCUUCCAGUCCACUUCCAGACCCUGUGUGAGAGCAGCAAGCUCUACGACCUUGGCCAGCAGUACGCCUCCUACGUCAAGGACCUCCAGAUGGAGCCUGAAACAGAAGCACAUUAUGAUUUCGAGUCCUAUUCACCACACAUGACCUGGUCUCCCUAUGUGAGAACCCGUAAGGGCAGCUUCAAUGCCCAUGACUUUCCUCCUAACACGCCAAAUGAGUUACACAGCCAGGUGUUCGCAGAGGAGCCCGGCGCCCAUGAGGGAGGUCUGGUCCAGAAGGAAGCGCGUGACGGGGGUAUCUCUGAGAGACGAGGAGUCCGCAGUCAUCAGGUACACAAAUCGUGGCCCACGACCAUGAGUGAUACCGACAGUGUCGGAGGAGGAAACAGCCUGGAUUCACCCUCUUCUGUAACAGGUGAUUUUACUCAGAAGUUGCCCAGGGUACCUUCUUCGGGAACCAUGACUGCUACUGAGCACGUAGACGAUAAAGAUGGCAGCAGCAACUUUGAGCAAAGUAUUAACGGGAUGGCUCCAGAGAUGGUGGGAUCCACCGGCCCCUUCAAGAAUGUCGGUCUCUCGAAGGCUGCCCAGACGCACCGCCUGAGGAAGCUGCGCACGCCGUCCAAGUGCAGGGAAUGUGACAGCUACGUGUACUUUCAGGGGGCGGAGUGUGAGGAGUGCUACCUGGCCUGCCACAAGAAGUGCCUGGAGACGCUAGCCAUCAAAUGCGGUCGCAAGAAGUUGCAGCGGAAGCUGCAGCUGUUUGGCAGAGACUUCACUCAGACGUCACGCGGGAGUCACGAUGGCAUUCCUUUCAUUAUCAAAACCUGCAUCUCCGAGAUCGAGAGCAGGGCUCUGAACAUGAAGGGCAUCUACCGCGUCAAUGGUGUGAAGACUCGAGUGGAGAAGCUGUGCCAGGCCUUUGAGAACGGCAAGGAGUUGGUGGAACUCUCGCAAGCGUCUCCGCACGACAUCAGCAACGUGCUCAAGCUCUACCUGCGGCAGCUUCCAGAACCCAUUAUGCUCUUCCGCCUCUACCAUGACCUGAUGGGCCUGGCCAAGGAGAGCUUGCAGGCCAGCGGGGACAGAAGGAGCAAAGAAGCGACCGUGGACAAAGAGGACAUGCUUCUGGCGACGCGGCUGAAGGAGCUGCUGAAGGAACUACCCCCAGCAAAUAAGACCACUCUGCGCUACAUUAUCCGACAUCUCAGCAGAAUUUCAGAACUUGAGCAGCAAAAUAAGAUGUCUCCGAGCAACCUUGGUAUUGUAUUUGGACCUACGCUGAUGAGACCCAGACCAACAGAGGCAACGGUGUCCUUGUCAUCACUGGUUGAUUAUCCUCAUCAGGCUCGGAUUGUGGAAACUUUAAUUGUCUGCUACUCAGAGAUAUUUGAGUCUAAAGCAGAGUUUAGCUUGGCUUCAGAUGAAGACACUCGUGAUGAACAACCGCCAACCGAUAUCUACAAUGAGAGAGGGUCUUCCACGGCAAGAGUGGGAUUGGGAAGCAAUGUCCCCGACCUCGAUGGGACUGCGGAGUUUGACAGAACGAGGCUGGACUCUGAUGCACAUCGUGAAAGUUCUUUAGGAUCAGAAAAGUCGUCAGAAUCCCGCGAGCGUUCACUGGGCUCUGACUGUGAGCUGGAAGACACAACAACGGAAUUUAGUACGGGAUCUGAGGAAGGGUUGCAGAGAAGUGGAAAGGGGAACUUGCAGAAACAGGAGAGCGUGACCAGCGCCGAUGAGCCUCCACUCUACGACAGCGCAGGCGAAGAGCCUGUGUCGGAGCGGGCCGAGCAAGCUCACACUCGGUGUUUGGGCAGCGACGAGGCCCAGACUGAGGGACCAGAGAGCGAGAAGGCUGAGGAAUGUUCAAGAUGUCCACCUCCACAGGCGGAGAACGAGAGGCAGGAUCUGACUGGAGCCGACAAACAGGACCAGCCCAGUAAUUCCAACCAAAGCCUGGCAGAUUUCAACACAAACCACUCAAACAAUGUGGACAGAAAUAAUCGGCGGCCUGUUUACUUCAGGGCGCAACUCCAUAUCAGAGAGCAGCGGGCCCCGUUGCCAUGGGUACAGAUGCGUCAUGGAAAAAUAGACAUUGGUCUUGAAAAUCGGGACCCGGAAUUUGUCUAAUUGUAUUUUAUCACAAGUUGCUUAUAGAAUAGGGAUUUUCCACAAGCAAGCGCUAAAAUACUCUGCACUGGGACAGAGAAAGGACUAUAUUCAGCCUUCAUCUUCUUUUGUGUCCAUCUUCCAUGUUUCAAAUGUUGACAUUGCUGGCAUCGUCCAUCCUGAAAAGGAUGCAAGCUUCCGGCGACAAUCUGUGGGAGCCAUCACUUGUUGAAAUAGAUGAUGGUGGUAGCAGAAUUAGCUCGGGAUACUUCCAGUUGCAUGCCCGUGGACUCAUCUGCUAUGAGGCCUAUAUUCAGCCUGAAAAUGGACAUCGUGUAUACGGCAUCACAUGACCAGACAACAACAGUAUGCAUCUUACAACUCGUGGAAAGCAAAUAUGUUUUGAUGCAGAACCAUUAUGUUUUAUUUAAAGGGUGCAAGAUGCAUAUAAUUGAUUAACUGAAGCCAGUAUAUGCAACACCAGGAAUGGAUUUAUAAGACCUGGUUUAUAUUUUUAAAGUACCCUAUACUUGUCCAUUUGUCAAAGGUUUUUCAUUCACCUUGUGCCAUUACAGACAUCUCCAAGGCUGUGGUCACAGUGGACAUCAUAACUAUCCUAUCACCCACAUUGCAAGGCACUUCCACAGAAAAUUGGUUCAGUUAAAUGAAGAGAACGAACUUGGAACUGGACCUGGCUUUGCAGAUGGAUGCGAUUAGGGAGAGGAAGUUAUCUUUCAUCACUGGACAGACUUUAGUUAGUAUCAGCUGCAGGUUUAUAUUAAAUAGAAUCAAACAUUGAUCAUAUCUCUGGUGGCCAACACAACGGCUCAUAUUUAAUGGUAACAGAUCGAAAAAUCAACGGCAGGAAUUAAUCUUCAAGCAUCUGGGAUAACAGAAGUAAAGACUUAGAGUUUACAUUGAAUGUAAGAAUCAGUAAGUCUUGAUGCAGCUCUAUAAGAUUUUGGUUUGGAGUCUUUUAUGCACAUUGGAGUAAUGUGUGCAGUUCUGGUCACCCCAUUACAAGAAGAAUGUGGAGGCUUUGGAGAGGGUGCAGAAGAAGUUUACCAUUAUGCUGCCUGGAUUAGAUAUAUUACCUAUAUGGAAAUAUUACAAAACUUAGAUUGUUUUCUCUGGAGGGGAAACCUGAUGGAGGUAAAUAAUAUUAUGAGAGGCAUAAAUAGGAUGGACAGUCAGAACGUU
Molecule: messenger RNA, 5133 nt
Organism: Amblyraja radiata (thorny skate)
Lineage: Eukaryota; Metazoa; Chordata; Chondrichthyes; Rajiformes; Rajidae
Product: rho GTPase-activating protein 45
Exons: 23
Coding region: 226-3954 (1242 amino acids)
Biological process (GO): signal transduction; activation of GTPase activity
Cellular component (GO): membrane
Molecular function (GO): GTPase activator activity
Source: RefSeq, a predicted model, not a curated record